AUGUCGGAGGAGUUGCCCGUGGACCUGAGGACCCGCCGAGGGCCCCCCUCCGGCCCGGGCCCCCCCGAAACUUCGCUGCCGCUGAGGAAGAGGCGCUCGGUGACCAGGGGGGCGGCGGCGGGGGGCGACACGCAAGGACUUCCCCCGCGAAAAGCCCCUCGACCCGCCCCCCCCGGGCCCCCCGUGGCCAUGGCCUUUGCCCCACCACCCGCUGCCUUCUUCACAGGUGAGAGACCCCCUGACCCCAAAAACCGCGCGCCUAGAGGUGUCUGGGACCCCCCCCCCCCCGCUCCAAAAACUGGCUGCAGGCGGAGCCGCUGCAGGGGGGGCUGUCGGGAGGGGUGCUGGCUCUGCCCCCCCCCCCUGCUGUUGGGCCCCUCCGAGUCCCACUUGGCGGCGGAGAUCGCGGCUGCCACCGCCCAGGACGAGGACGGCGACACGGCUCUGCACAUCGCUGUCGCUCAGGGAUCUUUCGUUGCCACCCGCCGCCUCGUGGGGCUUUUUCUUCAGGGGGGGCGAGAUCUGGAUGUUUAUAAUCGGCUGCGGCAGACCCCCCUGCAUCUGGCGGUGAUCACGGCGCAGCCGGCCCUGGUGCGGCUCCUGGUAGCCCACGGUGCGUCGCCCAUGGCCCUGGACCGACUGGGGCGCACGGCCCCCCACCUCGCCUGUGAGACCCCCAGUGCCCGCUGCCUGCGGGAGCUCCUGCGCCCUGGACCCCGCUUGCCCCCUGACCUGGGGGCAAGAAACUACGAGGGUUUGACUCCCCUGCACGUGGCUGUGAACUCGGGGUCCCGAGAGAGCGUCCUUGUGCUGCUGGAGCACGGGGCUGACAUCGACGCUGUGGACAUCAAGAGCGGGCGCUCACCGCUGCUGCACGCGGUGGAGAGCAACAGCCUGGAGAUGGCCGAGCUGCUGAUCGAGCGUGGUGCCAGUGUGAAUGCCCAGUCCUACGCCGGCUGUACCCCUCUCCAUGCCGCCGCGGGUCGGUCGCUGCUCCCGGUUCUGCGACUCCUGCUUCGGGCCGGGGCCAACGGGGCCCUCCGGAACCUCCACAACGAGACCGCGCUCGCUGUGGCCACCGACAGCAGGGCCAUCGACAUCCUGCGGGGCAAGGCCUCCUCGCGCCCCCCCCCGCCCCCCCCCCCGCUGCCCCCCCAGAACCCAAUGGUGAGGGGCAGAGAGGGGAGCUCGAAUGGGGGGGUCUCCAGGGCCCCACUGAUCCCCACAUCCAGCGCCACGCCCAGCCCCGCUGAUCCUCACGCCCAGCCCCGCUGA
Messenger RNA from Cuculus canorus (common cuckoo), 1275 nucleotides. RefSeq names its product BCL3 transcription coactivator (gene BCL3). Gene Ontology annotation, molecular function: protein binding. The transcript is spliced from 9 exons. The record is from RefSeq and is a predicted model, not a curated record. Lineage: Eukaryota; Metazoa; Chordata; Aves; Cuculiformes; Cuculidae. The coding region runs from base 1 to 1275 and encodes 424 amino acids.